AUGUACGCAUUUGCGAACUUGCGCGCUACGGGUGAAGUAUACUCCUCAGACGAAUACGCUGAUGUACAGCAGCACUACGAUGGAGACUCAUGGAUCGAUAUUGGGAGAAAUGUCUACGGAGCCGUGAGGCAGAUAUAUCUCCAGAAGAAGAAGAAUCGUAAUCUCAAAGUGCUCCUAAGUAUUGGCGGCUGGACAUACUCCCAAAACGGGAAUUUCGCCUCGGCGGCCAGUUCCGCCCCAAACAGAGCCACAUUUGCCAAGACUUCUGUCGCCCUGAUGAAGGAUUGGGGAUUUGACGGUAUUGAUGUCGACUGGGAAUAUCCGAAAGAUGAGACUGAAGCCGCCAAUUUUGUGCUUCUGUUGAAAGCGGUCAGGGAGGCACUCGACAGUUACUCGAAACAGCAUGCUAAUGAUUACCAUUUCCUACUGAGUAUUGCAUCGCCCGCUGCCCCUCAAAAUUAUAAACAUCUGAAGCUCAAGGACAUGGCCGACGUCCUCGACUUCAUCAACUUGAUGGCCUAUGACUAUGCUGGGUCAUGGGACAAGACGGCUGGGCAUCAGGCAAAUCUCUACCCGAACUUGAGCAACAAUGCCAGCACGCCAUUCUCUACAGAUCGCGCUGUGACGGAUUACCUGGCUGCCGGCGUGCCCGGGAACAAGUUGAUGCUCGGUAUGCCUCUUUACGGGCGUGCGUUCCAGAAUACAGACGGGCCUGGCAAGCCGUAUAAUGGAGUAGGAAACGGCAGUUGGGAAUUGGGUAUUUGGGACUACAAGGACCUAGCACAGAUGCGGUCAAAAGAGCAAUUAGACAGCCAUGCCGGCGCCUCGUACAGCUACGACCCCGCGGGACGGACCAUGAUCACGUACGACACUAUAGAUAUGGUGUACCAGAAGAUCGAAUAUAUUCGAGCAAAAGGGUUAGCUGGUAGUAUGUUCUGGGAAGCAAGCGGUGAUAGGAACGAUUCGAAUAGCUUGAUUGGGGCGAGUCGAGCUGCUAUGGGGGGACUAAUGAGUAGCCCGAAUCAGCUUCAUUAUCCGGAUAGCCAGUACACCAAUCUGGCUGCAGGAAUGCCCAAUAACUAA
Thyridium curvatum is the source of this 1083-nucleotide messenger RNA. RefSeq lists its product as uncharacterized. The record is from RefSeq and is a predicted model, not a curated record. Lineage: Eukaryota; Fungi; Ascomycota; Sordariomycetes; Thyridiales; Thyridiaceae. Gene Ontology annotation, biological process: carbohydrate metabolic process; chitin catabolic process. The transcript has 4 exons. Bases 1 to 1083 code for a protein of 360 amino acids. Gene Ontology annotation, molecular function: chitinase activity; chitin binding. Gene Ontology annotation, cellular component: extracellular region.